UAACAGAAAUAAUCUCCAGAUGCUUUCUGAAUUGUUGUUUCUUGGGACUCCAAAGCUCUACAGGCUAGACCUCAGUGAAAACCAGAUUCAUGCCAUUCCAAGGAAGGCUUUCCGGGGCGCUGUGGACAUUAAAAACCUGCAACUGGAUUACAACCAGAUCAGCUGUAUUGAAGAUGGGGCGUUUAGGGCUCUCCGCGAUCUGGAAGUGCUCACUCUCAACAAUAACAAUAUCACCCGACUCUCAGUGGCCAGUUUCAACCAUAUGCCUAAACUCAGAACCUUCCGACUUCACUCCAACAACCUCUACUGUGAUUGCCAUCUGGCUUGGCUCUCGGACUGGCUGCGACAACGACCGCGGGUUGGCCUCUACACCCAGUGCAUGGGCCCGUCACACUUACGGGGUCACAACGUGGCUGAAGUUCAAAAACGAGAAUUCAUCUGCAGCGGUAAGGGGCCCCCUUUUCUGGAGGUGGGAUCGGAGCAGAAUCUAAGUGCUCAACGGUUGGAGCAAAAUUCAAUCAAGGUCAUCCCUCCUGGAGCUUUCUCGCCGUAUAAGAAGCUGAGAAGAAUUGAUUUGAGUAACAAUAACGAUCUCUAUGGAGUUUGGAACAGGAGCACAGUUGAACACCAUCCAGCAGAGCUUGCACUGCCCCCAGACCCCAUGUGGAGCUUGAGAGUUGGGACAGCCAGGCCCACGCCACUCCUGAACCCCCCCGUGGAGCAUGAGGGCGGGGCAAGCCCAUCUGGUCCUGAUCCCAAUCUCCUCAUAGAAUUUGGAGUGAGUGUUCUCUACGGAAACAAAAUCACCGAGCUUCCCAAAGGUCUGUUUGAAGGACUCUUCUCCCUGCAGUUGUUAUUGUUGAACGCUAACAAGAUAAAUUGCCUGCGAGUCGACGCUUUUCAAGACCUCCACAACUUGAACCUCCUGUCUUUGUACGAUAAUAAGCUGCAGACCAUCGCGAAGGGCACCUUCUCCCCGCUCCGAGCCAUUCAGACCCUGCAUUUGGCUCAGAACCCAUUUAUUUGUGACUGCCAUCUGAAGUGGCUGGCGGAUUAUCUCCAUACAAACCCCAUUGAAACCAGCGGUGCCCGCUGCACCAGCCCCCGCCGUCUGGCAAACAAAAGGAUCGGGCAGAUCAAAAGCAAGAAAUUUCGCUGCUCAGCGAAAGAACAGUAUUUCAUUCCAGGCACAGAAGACUACAGAUCAAAACUUAGCGGCGAUUGUUUUGCAGUAAUCAUACUGGCUUGCCCGAAAAAAUGUAAACUCCCAUGAAGGGGAUCGAUGGUGGACUGCUCCAAUCAAAAGUUUAGCAAACUUCCUGAUCAUAUUCCUCAGUACACAGCUGAACUGCGACUCAACAACAAUGAAUUCACAGUAUUGGAAGCUACAGGGAUCUUUAAGAAGCUUCCUCAGUUGCGUAAAAUAAAUCUUAGCAAUAACAAAAUCACGGAUAUCGAAGAAGGAGCGUUUGAAGGCGCGUCGGGUGUAAACGAGCUGCUGCUGACAAGCAACCGGUUAGAAAAUGUUCGGCAUAAAAUGUUCAAAGGUCUCGAAAGUUUGAAAACCCUGAUGCUAAGAAGUAAUCGGAUUAGCUGUGUGAGCAACGAUAGUUUCACCGGCCUGAGUUCCGUCCGGCUGCUAUCUUUGUAUGACAACCAAAUCACCACCAUCGCUCCAGGUGCCUUCGAUACGCUCCAUUCCCUCUCCACGCUAAACCUCUUAGCCAAUCCGUUCAACUGCAACUGCCAUCUAGCGUGGCUUGGGGAGUGGCUACGGAAGAAGCGCAUCGUAACGGGGAACCCUCGCUGUCAGAAGCCCUACUUCCUGAAAGAAAUCCCAAUACAGGAUGUCGCCAUUCAAGAUUUCACUUGCGAUGAUGGUAAGAAAUGCAGUGGUUGCUUUAGUACCAUCUCUGCUUGGAAAGGCAGAAGCCACUUAUUUGUAUCUGUGACUAUGGAUUUGUCUUUCUUUGAAGGUCCGGUGGACGUCAGCAUCCUUGCGAAAUGCAGCCCCUGUUUAUCAAACCCGUGCAAAAAUGACGGGACAUGUAACAACGACCCUGUGGACUUCUAUCGAUGCACCUGUCCUUACGGUUUCAAGGGCCAGGACUGCGACAUUCCGAUUCACGCCUGUAUUAGCAGUCCUUGUAAACACGGGAGCACUUGCCACUUGAAAGAAGGUGAAAAAGAUGGAUUUUGGUGUGCCUGCACAGACGGGUUUGAAGGUGAACACUGCGAGGUGAAUAUUGAUGACUGUGAAGAUAAUGACUGUGAAAAUAAUUCGACCUGCGUAGAUGGAAUAAACAACUACACCUGCCUUUGCCCACCUGAAUACACAGCUGCUAAUCUGAACGAAGUGGAAAAAGGUGAGCUGUGUGAAGAGAAGCUGGACUUCUGUGCCCAAGACCUCAACCCUUGUCAGCACGACUCAAAGUGCAUCCUGACACCCAAAGGAUACAAAUGUGAUUGCAUACCUGGCUAUGUAGGGGAACACUGUGAUAUUGACUUUGACGACUGCCAAGACAAUAAGUGUAAAAAUGGAGCGUACUGUACUGAUGCGGUGAACGGUUACACGUGCAGAUGCCCUGAAGGGUAUAGUGGUCUUUUCUGUGAGUUUUCCCCACCGAUGGUCUUGCCUCGCACCAGUCCGUGUGAUAAUUACGAGUGUCAAAAUGGAGCCCAGUGUAUCACCAAAGCCAAUGAGCCUGUCUGUCAGUGUUUGUCGGGUUACCAGGGCGAUAAAUGCGAGAAGCUGGUCAGCAUACAUUUUGUGAACAAAGAGUCCUACUCUGGGUCAUACAAGCCAAGAUUAAAAUAUCAGACAAAUAUCCAGUCUCCAGAUGAAUUCAAGGGGAUUGCUACAAACGAGGACAGUGGGAUCCUUUUGUAUAAAGGCGACCAAGAUCAUAUAGCCGUGGAACUGUAUCGGGGGCGAGUGAGGGUCAGCUAUGAUACAGGAUCGUACCCAGCGUCUGCCAUCUACAGUGUCGAAACUAUCAAUGAUGGUAACUUCCACGUAGUUGAGUUACUGGCCAUGGAUCAGAGUCUAUCUUUGUCUGUGGAUGGAGGAAGUCCUAAAGUCAUUUCCAACUUGUCGAAACAAUCCACUUUGAAUUUUGACUCACCGCUGUAUAUGGGAGGGGUGCCCAUGAAGAACAACGUUGCUGCUUUGCACCAGCCCCCGGGUCAAAAUGGCACCAGCUUCCAAGGCUGCAUCCGCAAUUUGUACAUCAACAGUGAACUGCAGGACUUCAGGAACGUCCCGCUGCAGAUGGGGAUCCUCCCUGGCUGUGAGCCGUGUCACACGAAGAUGUGCCUCCACGGGACAUGCCACGUGACGAGCCAGUCAGGCUUUUCCUGUGAGUGCGAUGGAGGAUGGACCGGCCAGCUUUGCGAUCAGCAAACUAAUGAUCCUUGUCUAGGAAAUAAAUGUGUGCAUGGUACCUGCUUGCCAAUCAAUGCGUUUUCAUACAGUUGUAAAUGCCUGCAGGGACAUGGGGGCGUCCUCUGUGAUGAAGAUGGAGAACUGUUUAACCCCUGCCAGUCCAUCCGAUGUAAACAUGGUAAAUGUCGGCUUUCAGGCCUUGGGAAACCGUAUUGCGAAUGCAGCAGCGGAUACACUGGGGACAGCUGCGAUCAAGAAAUCUCUUGUCGAGGGGAACGAAUCCGAGAUUACUUCCAAAAGCAGCGAGGCUACGCCGCGUGCCAGACGACCAAGAAGGUAUCGAGACUAGAGUGCCAAGGAGGGUGUUCGACUGGGCCGUGCUGCGGGCCGCUGAGGACCAAGAGGAGGAAAUACUCUUUUGAAUGCACUGACGGGUCCUCUUUCGUGGACGAAGUUGAGAAAGUGGUGAAGUGUGGCUGUACGAAAUGCCCCUCCUAAGCGUGCUCCGUUUUUGCCCACGUCUAUUUUUUUUAAAUGUUGUAUACUUAUUGACCAUGUCGGACUAAUUAUUGCUACAUAGUGGAAAGAUUUGAAAUAUAUUGUAAAAUACAGAACAGACUUAUUUUUAUUAUGAGAAUAAAGACUUCGUUUUUUUCUUCGCUUGCAAAAAAAAAAUUAAAAUCAGAGGCUUGAACUGUGAGACUUCUUCUGACCUAGAGGAGCGUUAAAGGAAAAAGAAAAAGUUAAAAUAAAGACCCAGUAACGUUUCAGCAAUGAUUGGAAACUUAACUGCUUUUAACGUCAGUCCUUUAUAACAUGCUGAGGAUAAACACAAGCACCUUCCACAUGACUUUCUACCCUUCAGUCUUACUGAUCAAUAGGAAUAGGAGACUUCUUUUUUUACUGAACAAUAGUUUUUGAGGAGGUUUUGUAUUCUUUUGACAAGACCAUAUCAGACUCUUCCAGGAGGUGGGAAGAAGAAUGGCAGGUGAAAAGAAUCCACUUGUGCAAGUUUAACAAAUGUACGUGAUGUGUUUUGUAUGCCGUUCCAUAUGCAAGUUGAGGGUGUGUGGGGGGGGGGAAACGGGGGAUCUCACCUCCUGGACGGAAGAGUAUCCCCCCACGAUCCCGAAAUCUCCUGAUCUACACUUUUCCCUGGGCGUGUUGGCAAAAGAAGAAAUCGAGUGUUCACCCACCCUUUUCCCAGUAUUAAUUUUUUGUACUAUAAAUGUUAAGGGUAAAAAAAAAAUAGAUUAUUGUUGAGAAAAUUAGGUAUAAUAUGGAGUUUUUGUUUCUAUGAGUUAUGAACAGCUCUAUACAGUAUUCAGUUUAUUGAGAAAUAUUUAUUGUUUCAAAGUACAUUGUACUUAACAUUUUAGGCUACCCCUUUUACUGUUUUUUUUCAGUGCUUUAAUAUAUAUUAAUUUAUAUUUGUCCUGAUAUUUUUGUAUUUUCUGGGUUUUUUUAAGACAUGAAAUCAGGAUAUUUGCAAUAGGACUAACAUAGCGUAUUCUCUUGGGGUAAAAUAGAUUUGGUCUGGGUUCUUUAAUUAUUUCUCCCUAGCAGCCUAUCAUGUGGUGUCACUGACGAAACUGGAAGCAACUAUCCAUUGUAGUUUUCAUGGUAGCAAAAAAUAAGUCGCCUCCUACAUCCCUGUAAUGUAUGAGAGAUGAAAAAUGUCUUUACCAUAGAUGGGAAGUGUAUAGAAUUGAGUGUUUCCCUAAAUAUACAUUAAUUUACAGCAAAUGAACUGGUGUGUAGAAAAUGACUCUGGGAAGUAGAUCUUUAGAAACUGAUAUUUCUUUGGAGUUCCUUAUCUUUAAAAUUAAAAAAGAGAGGUUGUAUUUCCAAGAACUGUGAUUCCCCACCCCCCCAAAAAAUAUUAAAACUACUUUAUUGCCCUAAUGUUUUCCUUUGUUAACUAUGUUGCUGCUAAAUCACAAUAUAAAAUUGGUAAUAAUUCUUCACAUUGGGUUGUGUUCUUCUUUCAAUAAAUCUUGGGGUACCCUGUGAAAAGGUUUUUUAAUUUUUUUAAAAAAGAAAAAAAAUUAGAUGUACAUGUGUUAUACAGUGUGGCUGUGUCUGAUCUCGACUGAUAUCAGUAAAUUUACUGAUGUUUGUAAAUUAAACAGAUAUUUACUUUGGU
Molecule: messenger RNA, 5531 nt
Organism: Sphaerodactylus townsendi
Lineage: Eukaryota; Metazoa; Chordata; Lepidosauria; Squamata; Sphaerodactylidae
Gene: SLIT2
Product: slit guidance ligand 2
Biological process (GO): negative chemotaxis; axon guidance
Molecular function (GO): Roundabout binding; heparin binding; calcium ion binding
Source: RefSeq, a predicted model, not a curated record